AAAAAGAAGACAACUUUCGGUAAAACCCUAAAAUUCUCCUUUGAUCAUCUUCUUUCGGUUUUCGUCUUCAAGAUUCUAACUUUCUCUCGCGAUUCUUCCCAAAGAAUUAGUGAAGAAAGAUGGGGAACUUAUGUUGCUGUGUACAAGUGGACCAAUCAACGGUGGCGAUCAAAGAAACGUUUGGGAAGUUCGAAGAUGUUCUUGAGCCUGGUUGCCAUUUUCUCCCUUGGUGUCUUGGUCAGCAAGUCGCUGGUUACCUCUCUCUCAGGCUUCAGCAGUUGGAUGUUCGCUGCGAGACCAAGACAAAGGACAAUGUGUUUGUUAACGUUGUUGCAUCGAUUCAAUACCGUGCAUUGGCUAAUAAUGCUAAUGAUGCCUUCUACAAGCUCAGUAACACAAGGAGCCAGAUCCAAGCUUACGUCUUUGAUGUUAUCAGAGCAAGUGUCCCCAAGCUGAUUCUGGAUGACGUCUUUGAGCAGAAGAAUGAAAUUGCCAAAGCUGUUGAAGAGGAGCUCGAGAAGGCGAUGUCUGCUUACGGUUUUGAGAUUGUCCAAACUCUCAUUGUUGACAUCGAGCCUGACGAGCAUGUCAAACGAGCCAUGAACGAAAUCAACGCUGCUGCAAGGAUGAGGUUGGCUGCAAACGAAAAGGCUGAGGCUGAGAAAAUCCUGCAGAUCAAGCGAGCUGAAGGUGAAGCCGAGGCCAAGUACCUUUCUGGUCUUGGUAUCGCCCGUCAGAGGCAAGCCAUCGUUGACGGGUUACGCGACAGUGUCUUGGGCUUCUCUGUGAAUGUUCCCGGGACAACUGCUAAAGAUGUGAUGGACAUGGUGCUUGUUACGCAGUACUUCGACACCAUGAAGGAGAUUGGUGCCAGUUCCAAAUCCUCUGCUGUGUUCAUUCCCCACGGACCAGGAGCAGUACGCGAUGUGGCUACUCAGAUCAGAGAUGGGCUCCUUCAAGGCUCCUUCGCAGACCAGUCUUGAAUUAGAUGGACUGAUCAUUAUAUGUUCUCUACUAAGCUUGCUGUGUGUUAAGAUCAUAUGAUCUUGUGCUGAGAAACUCUCAUGCUUUUAGGUUCUUAUAUUUUUCGUUAAUAUAUUUCGCGUAUGACGUAUUUGGGUGUACGACCAAAAAUCGCAAUUAGUAAUCAAUUAAUCUACAUGGAUUAUAUGUU
Brassica oleracea var. oleracea is the source of this 1174-nucleotide messenger RNA. Its product is annotated as hypersensitive-induced response protein 1. Lineage: Eukaryota; Viridiplantae; Streptophyta; Magnoliopsida; Brassicales; Brassicaceae. The transcript has 6 exons. The record is from RefSeq and is a predicted model, not a curated record. The coding region runs from base 120 to 983 and encodes 287 amino acids.